This is a messenger RNA of Cydia fagiglandana, 1377 nucleotides long. RefSeq lists its product as uncharacterized. Lineage: Eukaryota; Metazoa; Arthropoda; Insecta; Lepidoptera; Tortricidae. The transcript has 2 exons. Gene Ontology annotation, molecular function: nucleic acid binding; zinc ion binding. Bases 134 to 967 code for a protein of 277 amino acids. The record is from RefSeq and is a predicted model, not a curated record.
GUGAAAUACAUGACCGUUACGUUGCUAUCCGAGUGUUUUAAUUCUAAUUAAAUCCCAAACACAAUAAUUGGCGACGAGAAGUACCUAACGCGUUAUAAUAAGUGAUAAACUAGUGGAAUAAUAGUUAAAAACGAUGGCGGCGAGCGCUAACGUGAUUUAUGGCGGCAAUCUCACGUUCGACCACAACGCGCAAGAAUGGAGGAUUUUUAAGGAGCGGUUUGAAGCGAUGUGUUUUGCAAAUGAUUUGACGGACACCACCGACAAAGCGGGCACAAAGCGGCGUUCCAUACUCCUUACGACGUUUGUGGAAGAAACUUACCGCGUUGCCAAAGAUUUGGUGUAUCCAAAAACGUUGAACACCAUUGAAUAUUCUACCCUCCUUGAAAAGCUGGAUGCUCAUUUUGAGUCACCUAGGUGUUCGUUUGCUGAACGAUAUAAAUUUUAUAAAGCGGAGCAACGGACCGGCGAAGAUCUGGGGGAGUGGGCAGCGCGAGUGCGAAGUUUGGCACAGUUCUGCGGGUUUACGACGGAGCUAGACACAGCGCUGCGGGAUCGUUUCGUUCUCGGGCUCGAGAACGCUAAAGAACGAGAGAAGUUGUUUGCGGAGAGCGUGGACAAGCUGACUUUUAGCAAGGCGUUACAUCUGGCGCAGGCUACUCGCAGCGCCCGGCAGGGCCUGCAAGCGACCGGCUCGGCCAGGCAGGCGGCGGGAGCCAGCGGCGGCGAGGUGUUCGCGGUGCGCGCGGCCGCCGCGCCCUCCCAACCAAACAACUCGAAUAAUACAAGACGAGCCUGUGCAGUAUGCGGAUACAAAAACCAUACCAAGGACAAGUGCCGUUAUAUUAAUUACUCGUGUAAAAAGUGCAACACUAAAGGACACCUAAGUAGGAUGUGUAAAAUGAGUGAUAAAAAGUUUAACUUCAUUGCCGAGGAAACCGAUGACAUACAUGAAGAUCUCACAAUGUAAACAAUACGGCGGGCAGAGAAAAAGUAAUUUUAAACGGGGUGAUAAUGUUUUAGUAAAAUCAUUUUUUAAGAAUGGUACUAAGUAUACAUGGAAAAGAGGUACUAUUGAGAAUAAAGUGGGAUCCAGAAUGUAUAUCGUAAAUAUAACGGACUUGAAAAUAAAAGUAAAGAAACACGUCGACCAAUUGUUACAUUACAAAGGCUGUGACGACACCAACGAGUCCGAUUCCGAAGGCGACGUUCCGACAUUACAAAACGACGACGACGCCCAGGACGACAACGUCGAAGACGCGCAAACCGACGCACCUCUGCCUGAAGAGCAAGAAGCUGUCGAGCUGGCGGAGGGCGGAGUGGCGAAUCCCCACGACACGUCUCCGGACACGUCUUUCGAGAGUGUCGUUUCAUCUGUCA